CUCACACAAUGAUAAGAAGAGUGAAAGUUACUACGAGAGCAAAGCAUUUCCUAUACCAAGACUACACAACCCAAAGAUCUUGCCAGAAAUGGCUACUACUUCAACAAGCUUCUCCAUGUUGGGAUGGGCCGGAAGGAGUCGUCAGAUUCCAGGUCACAGGACGAGAACUGUAACAGCUCAACAACAGGCUGACGUACAACAGCAACAACAGCAGCAACAACAGAAGCAGCAGAAAGCGAACGUAGAGAAGCAACAGCCUCUAUCACAGCCACAGCCACAGUCACAGCCCCAAGUGAUGACCAAGAGCAUGAACAUGAGUAGGGAGUAUGGUGGCCAAUGGCUAAGCAGCGUCACACGUCAUGUGAGGAUCUACGCAGCCUACAUAGACCCAGUCACACACGCCUUUGAUCAGACCCAGAUGGACAAGCUGACCCUUAUCCUCGACCCUUCCAAUGAGUUUGUAUGGACCCCAGAGACUUGCAACAAGGUUUAUGCCUACUUUCAGGAGCUCGUCGACCAUUAUGAGGGAGCUCCGCUGACAGAGUACACCCUCCGUCUUAUUGGAUCCGACAUAGAGCACUACAUCCGCAAGAUGUUGUACGAUGGGGAGAUCAAGUACAACAUGAAUGCGAAGACACUCAACUUCAGCAUGGGAAAGCCCCGCGUCAUUUUCAACAACCCGCUCCAAAAUGUACAAUAAAGAAGAUCUAGACAAGUGACAUGAUACCAUCAUUUGAUAUUCAUAUAUACAUAUCAUAUUACGCCAAAAUUUCAUUUCUCAGCCGAUAUGGCCAUCAGUCUCAUUCAACUUAACUCUUGUCCCUAAGCUUUCGGGUUGUCAUGCAAUUCGAAUGGGAGGCAUUAUCUCAGUACAAGCAAUCACAAUGGGAGUCAGUCUCAGGACAAGCAAUCGGAGUUGUACAAAGCGGUGAUUGUAUGAGUGCCAGUCAGUAUAAUAAAACUUACUUACUUUCCAA
This is a messenger RNA of Magnolia sinica, 977 nucleotides long. RefSeq names its product NAD(P)H-quinone oxidoreductase subunit M, chloroplastic. Gene Ontology annotation, molecular function: oxidoreductase activity, acting on NAD(P)H, quinone or similar compound as acceptor. Lineage: Eukaryota; Viridiplantae; Streptophyta; Magnoliopsida; Magnoliales; Magnoliaceae. The record is from RefSeq and is a predicted model, not a curated record. The transcript is spliced from 2 exons. Bases 89 to 700 code for a protein of 203 amino acids.